AUGAUCCUCAAGGACCGCUUCCCCAACAUGAACCUCGAGGUGUUCAUCCACAAGGUUGAGGGGAUGUCCGACGAAUAUGCCCUCGAGAUCAAGGAGGAUAUAAUCCGUCGUACGGAAGAGGAACUCAUGGACAACGAACGCUCAGGCAUGGCGAUCAGGUAUCAUCUGACUAGCAUCUAUGACCGUACUGUCUGGGAGGCGUUGAGUAGGGUUGUGCAGAGAGUCACACCGAGGUUGAACGCCGUUGAGGGGCUCCUUGACUCGUUGUGUGAGAAUACCGGGAUGGUGAAGAUCUUUCUCUUUGAUCUUUAUAGCAAGUUGUAUGUGGCGACGGAUACUAGUCCGGUGGAUAUGCAGAUCUUGGAUACUUGUACUCAUCAUAUUGAGUUUGUGUCAGAGAUGGAAUCAAUCUUUGGAUAUAAGCGCAAGAAGUAUAUGGAAGAGCAAGAAGAUCCGGAGUACAAGACCCCAGAGGUCUGCAGCAUGGUUUCUCUCAAUGACGGCAAGAGGCUGUAUAUGAAAGAAAUCAACCAAUACCUUGCUAUCGUAGGCGUUACUGGAAGAAGGGCAAUGAAGCAACGAAACAUUGUCGACUUCAACAUUUCUGUCUUUCAAGAGGCAGUUCUCAAGCUGAUAUCCGAGAAAUGGGAGAAACCUGCGAAGCCCUCAGAGUAA
Molecule: messenger RNA, 675 nt
Organism: Morchella sextelata
Lineage: Eukaryota; Fungi; Ascomycota; Pezizomycetes; Pezizales; Morchellaceae
Exons: 3
Coding region: 1-675 (224 amino acids)
Biological process (GO): cellular response to amino acid stimulus; regulation of autophagy; positive regulation of TOR signaling
Cellular component (GO): nucleus; Gtr1-Gtr2 GTPase complex; fungal-type vacuole membrane
Molecular function (GO): GTP binding; GTPase activity
Source: RefSeq, a predicted model, not a curated record